AUGGACACCUGCUUGUCCCUCGAGGUUGUUCAGUGUCGUCAGUUCGAUCCGGUCAGUGGGCCAUUCAGCAUGAACAACCAGCGCGUCGACUCACAAUCUGUAUAUUCCAUUGGCAGUGAAAAGAAUUUAGUGUCUGUAAAAUCUAGAAGGACUUAUUUCAAAACAAAAAGGAAGAAAUGUGGUCUAUUUGAAACUUCACUCAUUUUCGUUAUUGUUGCUUUAUCGUUAGCAAUCUUCCUUCUCAUAAUGUUGCAUACGAAAUCACUGCGAUCUAAUGUAUGUGAAAAUGAGGACUGUAUGCGAAUAGCUGCUAGUCUGAAAGAAUCUAUGGAUACAUCUGUAGAUCCAUGUGAUGACUUCUACAAGUACGCUUGCGGUAGAUGGCCUCAAUCACAUCCAUUACCUGAGAGCAGUUUAACGAAUUCCUGGUUCAGUGAAAGAAGCAAUCGAGUAACAAGAGUGAUUAGGGACUUGUUACGCGAGAAUUCCACGGCUCACGUUCCUUGGGCUGUCAGGCAGGCGAAGACGUUGUAUCAAAGUUGCAUGGAUUUAGAAUCUUUGAAUGCUUUGGGCCUCAUGCCUUUAUUAAGUUUGUUGGAAGAGUUAGACUUGCCUCAAAUUCCUGCAGCUUUCACGCAAAAUACCACAGAUUUUGUUCGGCAAAUGGCAAGAGUCAAGCGCGUCCUUGGAAAGGAUGUAUUUUUUGGCUUGGAUGUAUAUCCUGAUCCUAGGAAUAGAACUAGGAAUGUGAUGAUUCUGGAUAUUCCAACCAUAGAGACUCCAUUUCCAAAUGACAAAGAAUUACAAAAACGAUUGCACAAAUGGAAAAAGCACAUGCGAAAUUUGGAGGAGGAACUUGACGAGGAGGAAAUUGUUUCAGCUUCAAUAGAAAGAAAUUAUAUGAUAGAUGUUAUGAAAGAAGUUCUUAGUAAUGGAACUGUUGAAUAUGGGUCUUGUAAAUUGAAGAAAUCGUCUUCCUUUUCACGUGAACAAGAAGUAAGCACAGUCGUCAAUGAUAUUUAUGAGCUGAGCGGGGUAUUUUUUCGCUUAUCGCAUUCCGAUAAUUAUACUUCGAUUACCGAGGAGGAGAUAACGGAUGAAGAUUAUAUGCAAAUUGAUGAUUUGCAAACACUGACAGAUGAAUACAUCAGAUCUGUGAAUUCAUCUGUGACGUCACGAAAAAUUUGGAGGCCGUUUCUCGAAGAAGUUUUCAGGGAUAUUUUGACAUUAGAUAAGGAAGAUAGGAUAUUAGUAGCAGACAUUGAGUACCUGAAAAAAGUAGCCCUCGUAUUAUCUUCCACUGAAGAAACACUAUUAGAAACGGUUGUCUGGUGGAGUGUAGUUGAUAUUGUGACUCCUUAUUCUUCUAAAGAUCUAAGAAAAGUGUGGUCCAAUUACCUGGAUGAGAUAAUGCAAGUUGAAAUUGGCGAACCAAGGUCCCUAAACUGUGCUAAGGCUGUGAAUGAAUUAAUGGGAAUGGCAGUUUCCUGGUUGUUUGUCGAUCCACUUUUUCAUGAAGAAACUGAUCAGAAAGUCCUUGAGAUGUUACGGUACAUAAAACAAUCAUUUCACUCUAUGGUUUAUAACUCUGAUUGGAUGGAUAAAAGAACAAAAUUAGCUACAUAUGGAAAAAUAAAGCAAAUGACGUCCGUCACUGGAUAUCCAAACUGGCUCUUUAAUAAACAAGAAAUCAAUCAAUAUUAUGAAGGCAUAGAUCUCUCGAUGAACGAAUAUUUAGAAAAUAUGAUGCAAUUAAUCCGCAUUAGGAGUUCGGCCCAAUUAGAAGAACUUCAUGAUAUAAAUCCGGAUAAUCAACCUUACUGGGCGACUGAUCCAACUGAUGUGAAUGCCUUCCAUACCUUCCAAGCGAACCAGAUAACCAUUCCAGCUGGAAUCUUGCAAUUUCCAUUUUACAACUUGGGCCUCGAGGCCCUAAACUAUGGAGCAAUUGGUGCAGUAAUUGGUCAUGAAUUAACUCAUGGUUUUGAUAAUAGUGGAAGACAAUACGACGGUGAUGGGAAUGUGCGCCAAUGGUGGACCAGUGAUACUAUUGCUGAAUAUAACAAACGGGCAAAAUGUUUUGUUGCACAAUAUAGCAGUUACUAUGAAGAAGAGAUUAAUGAGUACAUUGAUGGCGAUUUAACAUUGGGGGAAAAUAUUGCCGACAAUAGCGGCUUGAAAGAAGCCGCCAAAGCCUAUGAGAUUUGGAAGGCCAGUCAUGGUAAAGAACCUUUACUUCCGGGAUUCACCAAUUUUACCCACGAACAACUUCUAUUUUUGGGAUUUGCUCACCUUUGGUGCGAAAAUUACUCAGCUUCUUCCUUAAAAUGGAUGCUGCAAGAUACUCAUUCUCCAGGUCACGUACGACUACGUGUAGUCCUGAGGAAUUCUGAAGAAUUCAGUGACGCUUGGAAAUGUCCUUUGGGAUCCAACAUGAAUCCCGUCAAAAAAUGUCGUCUGUGGUGACCAAUCACCAACUCAUGACUUUAAAAAUGCUUCAAAUCUGUGUGGAGUUGAGCAAGCGUGUUUUUCAGAAACUAGCAAAUUUAAAUCAAAUUUGACUCAUAUUUUAACAUUUUGAAUCAGUUUUAGGGUCCGUCCAUAAACUAUGUUACAAAUUAUUUAAAUUUUAGACUUCACAUCUCAAAAUACUUUGUUAAUAGGAGGAAUAGAGUUAUUUUUAAAGAAAA
Molecule: messenger RNA, 2690 nt
Organism: Belonocnema kinseyi
Lineage: Eukaryota; Metazoa; Arthropoda; Insecta; Hymenoptera; Cynipidae
Gene: Nep5
Product: endothelin-converting enzyme homolog
Exons: 17
Coding region: 1-2466 (821 amino acids)
Biological process (GO): protein processing
Cellular component (GO): plasma membrane
Molecular function (GO): metalloendopeptidase activity
Source: RefSeq, a predicted model, not a curated record